Molecule: messenger RNA, 3180 nt
Organism: Peronospora matthiolae
Lineage: Eukaryota; Oomycota; Peronosporomycetes; Peronosporales; Peronosporaceae
Source: the annotation of a GenBank genome assembly
AUGAAUAUGUUGGAUGAUGAAGAUGACCAAAGCUUUCACGCUACGCGUGACGGCUACUCCCAUUUGAGCGAUGUCGAAUGGGAUGCGAUUGAACGGAUAGGUUCAACCAUGGGCAUCCAUGCUGUUAGCGUCAUGCUAGAGGCUCUCAAUAGAGAUGCCCAACAUGCUACUAUCGCCAAGUUCAUUCAAAAUGAACUUGACGCAGAACGCGAGAAAGUAGCCUUGCUUCACCAACAAGGUUCUCAACAAGCAGAGUUGUUGAGAGAACAAGGUGCUCAACAGUUUGAACUGUUGAGACAGCAGCAGGCUGCUGCUGGCGGGUCGAUGCACUCGCGUCGGCCCGAGACUUUGAAGAUUGACAUCUCAAAGUAUAGGGGGGUCGAAGAAGACUCCCUCUUGAGAUGGUUCGUCGAAUUGGAUGACGCCAUAAGGGCGCGUCGCAUCGACGACGGGGAUAUGCAAGUUGCAUUUGCCCAGUCAAAUCUGGCAGGACGUGCCAAGACUUGGGCACUGGGGCUCAAGCUGCACGACCCAUAUGCGUUUGGGUCGUUGGAAGUCUUCAAGUCGCGGCUCAGACAAACGUUUGAACCGCCUAGAGCUGAGUUCAGAGCUCGAACCGAACUCUUGAAGCUCAAGCAGGGUAAGCGUGAUGUGCACGCUUACGCUCAACAUAUACGACAUCUCACGAGUUGUAUAAGUUCCAAUCCGGUGGAUGAACACACGUUGGUUUCGGUGUUCAUGCAGGGUCUUGCGGAUGGUCCCGUCAAGACUCACCUGUUCCGGCUUGAACUAGAUUCACUAGAACAAGCCAUUUCAAUUGCGGAGCAGGAAGACUUCAGUCUGAGACAGGCUCGCGCCAGCUCGACAUCAUAUCGUCAACCGAGACGAUAUGACAACGGAGGUCCAGAGCCGAUGGAACUCUGUUAUGUAGAGAGCGAGAAGGCUCGCUCUACAGGCUACAAGAAGUUGCAGAGAUGCAACAGAUGUCAAAAGACAGGACACUACGCUUACGAGUGUAGUGCCCCUCGUCCAGUGUCUCGCGACACUGGGCGUAGUGACCGUCCACCCAUGAGAAAGGGGCAGGGACGAGGGUCCGCAGUUGGUGCAAAGACGCACAACGGGAUGGACCGUCAAAAAACGGACAGGAUCAGUAAUGAGAUCUCACUCAUUACCUUGAAACUCGAAGUGACGAAUAAGUUGUCCCUUCGAGCUCUAGUCGAUUGUGGGGCGUCCAACAAUUUUGUGCGACGCCAAUCGCUAGAAGAUGGUCACUUUAAAUUCAGUGAAUGUGACACACCUCCUACGAGGAUGACGGUACGUCUUGCGACAGGCGCAUCCGUAACCGUCAUGAAGCGUAUAGUGAAGAUUCACUAUACGCUAGAAGAUACCCAAUACGACGAUGACUUUAUCGUAUUGGAUUUGGAUGACAAAUUUGAUGUCAUCCUUGGAAUACCGUGGCUCAGAAGGUACGAACCACGGGUAAACUGGCAACAUCGGACAGUAACGAUGCCUGCCGCUUGUUCAUCAGAUGGCCAUCUGAUGAACGUUUUGGAGCGUCCACAAGCGUGUGGAUGUACUACGAGUGAGUGCGAUGGCCUCACUUGUGGUACGGUCGUUAGUACGACUGCACAAAACCUUAGUGUACCAAACGGUUACACUUCGGAGCAAAGUUCCGGCGGCUGUGAGGAAACACAGGCUGCGCCGAAGGUCCACCACUCGAAUAAGUCGGGUGGACUGGGACAAAGAUGUAUCCCUAGAGGGGAACAUCUAGAAGAGAAACAAUCGAUCGCUCAGGUUAAGCGAAACGAUAAUCCUAGAUCGACUGGAGAGUCUUUCGUAGAGGAUCUCGCUGUGGUUGCGCAACCCCAGCUAGAGGAAGUAAAGGGAAUAAGUCCCAAGAUUACAAAUACGGCGGAAAUAAGUUCCCCGAAACCCGCGGGAAUAAGUCCCCGGGAAGACGAAGGAAUAAGUCCUUCGAAGCCUGAGGGAAUAAGUCCCCAGGAAAUGACAGAGACAUUGAAUGUCAUAGUCAAUAACGGAUCAUGUGUAGGCGCUUAUACACUUGAUCUGAUUGCGCCUCCGAAGUUAACUUCGGAGAUCACUCAGUUGCCAACGCUCGAACAUAAAAGGUUCUUGCGUGAUCUGCGUAGUGGCAAAGUCAAGCAGAUCUGCAUACUCGUCGCUGACGACGAGUAUGUAACCGACAUAAGGUCAGCAACAGUGUUUACUGAGAACGAGAGAGUUCUCAGUAGUUCAUCUAUGGACGAGAGUGUCCUAGAUGAAAAGACACGAAUUGAGCGAUAUGAGUCCCAAUCAUGGGAAUCGCUCAAGAAAAAUCCUCUCUAUGAAGAUUUGGUUGAAUUCAAGGAUGUAUUCCCUGAAACUGUUCCGUGCGAAUUACCGAAGGAUAAAGGUAUUCGACACGAAGUCGAGCUUAAACCAGGCUCGAAGUACUGUGUCAUGAAGCAGUGGCCACUGCCUCGUGAACAAGUACUUGCGAUCGACAAGUUCUUUGCCGAUCGUUUAGCAGCGGGCCAUGUGAGGGAAUCAACUUCCCCACAUAGCUCUCCGACCUUCUGUGUGCGAAAAGCAACAGGAGGGUGGCGGAUAGUGCACGCGUUUAACAAAUUGAACGCUGCAACGGUACCGGCUCAGACGCCGAUACCGAGGAAGGACGUAAUCAUUGAUGGUAUGUCAAAGAGUACCAUCUUUUCGUCCAUGGAUUUGAUGGAUGGCUUCUAUCAAAUCCUAAUGCGGGAACGGGAUAUACCCUAUACCGCAGUUAGCACGCCUAGUGGCAUGCUCUGGGAAUGGCUAGUAAUGCCACAAGGGCUCAGUAAUGCCCCUGCCACGUUCAACAGGUGUGUAUCACAUCUGUUGAGGCCAGUACGAGAAUUCGCGCCGAGUUAUUUCGAUGACGUAUUCAUCCAUAGUCGAGCUAUGGAUGGAAAGUCGGACGUUGAGGUUCACAAGUACCACGUCCGACAAGUUCUUACAAUCAUGCGAAAGCAUCAAUUGUAUGCAAACCUCAAGAAGUGUAUAUUUGCAGCAAGCGAAAUACCACUUCUUGGGUGCAUCGUUGGUAAGAACGGUGUACGUCCUGAUCCCGAAAAGAUCAAGGCGAUCACCGACUGGCCCGUGCCGGUCGAUGUCAAAGGUCUUCGAAAAUUCCUUGGCUAG